Messenger RNA from Penicillium antarcticum, 252 nucleotides. RefSeq lists its product as uncharacterized. The record is from RefSeq and is a predicted model, not a curated record. The coding region runs from base 1 to 252 and encodes 83 amino acids. The transcript is spliced from 2 exons. Lineage: Eukaryota; Fungi; Ascomycota; Eurotiomycetes; Eurotiales; Aspergillaceae.
AUGAUCAGUGGGAGCGCAAUCAAAGACCUCGCACCCUUUGAGCGCAAGGCGGCAUUGACAAUGCCUGAGUUAUUCAAGGAGUUUGACAAAUUCGACUUUGGCACAUUUUGCGAGUCUCCAAAGGUCCUUCUCAGCAAGGGCCGGAUACAGGAUGCCAUCGACGUGCUUCGCAAGAUUGCCAAGUUCAACGGUGCCCCAGAGCCUACCUUGACUCGACGAUUUCGAGUAAACUGGCCGUGCGAUAUGAUAUGA